Molecule: messenger RNA, 5760 nt
Organism: Daldinia caldariorum
Lineage: Eukaryota; Fungi; Ascomycota; Sordariomycetes; Xylariales; Hypoxylaceae
Product: glycosyltransferase family 48 protein
Exons: 3
Coding region: 1-5760 (1919 amino acids)
Biological process (GO): fungal-type cell wall polysaccharide biosynthetic process; (1->3)-beta-D-glucan biosynthetic process
Cellular component (GO): plasma membrane; 1,3-beta-D-glucan synthase complex
Molecular function (GO): 1,3-beta-D-glucan synthase activity
Source: RefSeq, a predicted model, not a curated record
AUGUCGGGCUACCAAGGAGGUGGUGGCGGAGGCCAUCACGACUACAACGAUGGAUACGGUCAGAAUCAUGAUUCUUACUACCAAGAUAACCAGAAUGGCAAUUAUCAUGACAAUGGCUAUGACGCCCACGGUGGACAGCAGCAACAGCAUGCGAACGGGAACGAUGGUUACUAUGACGAAUCUGGUUACUACAAUGCCGACCCGAACAACCCCUAUGCCGCAGAAGGCGGCUAUUACGAUAACCAUGAUAACUACCAAGGGGAAUAUUAUGACGAUGGCCAUGGUGGAUACUACGACAACUAUGGCCAAGGUGGUAAUGGUGGACGUCGAGGCGAGUCCGAAGAAGAUUCCGAGACCUUUAGCGACUUCACCAUGAGAUCGGAUAUGGCUCGUGCCGCGGAGAUGGACUACUAUGGCCGCGGCGACGAGAGGUACAGUGGCUACGAACAAGGUAGAGGAUAUAGGCCGCCUUCUUCUCAGGUCUCAUACGGUGGUAACCGUUCAUCCGGCGCUUCUACACCCAACUACGGAAUGGACUAUGGCAAUAUGCCUGGCAGUCAAAGAUCCCGAGAGCCCUAUCCCGCUUGGACCUCCGAUGCGCAAAUUCCCUUAUCUAAGGAGGAAGUUGAGGACAUUUUCUUGGAUCUUGCCAACAAAUUUGGAUUCCAGCGUGAUAGCAUGCGAAAUAUGUACGAUCAUCUUAUGGUUCUACUCGACUCGAGGGCAUCUCGAAUGACACCUAACCAAGCCUUAUUGUCUCUCCACGCUGACUAUAUUGGCGGCGACAAUGCCAACUACCGGAAGUGGUACUUCGCUGCCCACUUAGAUCUGGAUGACGCUGUUGGCUUUGCGAACAUGAGUGGCAAGAAGAACAAGAAGAAGUCUAAGGGCAAAAACAAUGACCAAAACGAAGAACAAGCGCUCGAGGACUUGGAAGGUGAUGACAGCUUGGAGGCAGCCGAAUAUAGGUGGAAAACCCGUAUGAACCGCAUGUCUCAACAUGACCGAGUCCGCCAGAUUGCCUUAUACCUACUUUGCUGGGGUGAAGCAAACCAAGUGCGUUUUAUGCCCGAGUGUCUCUGCUUCAUCUUCAAGUGCGCCGAUGACUACCUUAAUUCACCCGCCUGCCAGAAUCUUGUCGAACCUGUCGAGGAGGGUACAUAUUUGAACAACGUGAUUACGCCGCUGUACCGGUACUGCAGAGAUCAAGGGUACGAGAUCUCGGAUGGUGUCUACGUCCGUCGGGAGCGUGAUCACGAACAGAUUAUUGGCUACGACGAUUGCAACCAGCUUUUUUGGUACCCUGAGGGCAUUGAACGUAUAGUUCUCGAAGAUAAGAGCAAACUAGUCGAUGUCCCCCCAGCAGAACGUUACAUGAAGCUGAAGGAUGUCAACUGGAAGAAGUGCUUCUUCAAGACUUACAGAGAGACGCGUUCUUGGUUCCAUGUGAUUGUUAACUUCAAUCGUAUUUGGGUAAUGCACUUGACAAUGUUCUGGUUUUACACGGCCAACAAUGUUCCAACUCUUCUUGUGAAAGGCUACGAACAGCAAGUUAACCAACAACCUCCUUCCUCGGUACAAUGGUCUAUUGUGGGUGCUGGAGGUGCUCUUGCUUCUUUGAUCCAAAUCUUCGCCACUUGUGCCGAAUGGGCGUACGUCCCACGACGUUGGGCUGGUGCACAACAUCUUACUAAGAAGCUCAUAUUCCUGCUCGUUGUUUUCGCGAUCAAUCUUGGUCCUAGCGUAUACAUUUUUGGUUUCCCUGAUCAGCAGGAGACGGAACCCGCUAGAGUUCUAGGCAUAGUCCAGUUCUUUAUUGCGGUAGCCACCUUCAUAUUCUUCUCCGUCAUGCCUCUCGGUGGUCUUUUCGGUAGCUAUCUUACGAAGAACUCUCGUCGCUACGUCGCAAGCCAGACGUUUACCGCUAGUUGGCCGCAUCUCAAGGGCAAUGACAGGGCUCUGUCGUACUUUCUAUGGCUAGUUGUUUUCGGUGCCAAGUUCGGAGAAUCGUACAUCUACUUGAUUCUUUCUCUCCGUGACCCGAUUCGCUAUCUUCAGAUCAUGGAUGUUUCGAGCUGUGUAGGUGACUUCACGCUUGGACGAGAGCUUUGCAAAUACCAGCCAAUAGUAGUGAUGGUGUUGAUGACCCUCACCGAUCUGGUUCUCUUCUUUCUCGACACAUACAUGUGGUAUGUCUUGCUAAACGCAGUGUUCUCUAUCGCAAGAUCUUUCUACCUUGGGUCUUCAAUCUUAACUCCUUGGAGAAACGUUUUCUCGCGUCUUCCCAAGCGUAUCUAUUCCAAGGUCUUAGCUACUACUGAUAUGGAGAUCAAGUACAAGCCCAAGGUUCUCAUCUCUCAAAUUUGGAACGCCAUCGUUAUCUCCAUGUAUCGCGAGCAUUUGCUAGCCAUCGACCAUGUCCAAAAGCUGCUGUACCACCAGGUUCCCUCGGAGCAGGAAGGCAAGCGUACUUUACGUGCACCAACAUUCUUCGUUUCACAAGAGGAUCAUUCAUUCAAGACUGAAUUUUUCCCUACUUAUAGCGAAGCUGAGCGUCGUAUUUCCUUCUUCGCCCAGUCGUUGUCUAUGCCCAUUCCAGAGCCUGUGCCUGUGGACAAUAUGCCUACGUUCACCGUUUUGAUUCCUCACUAUGGUGAAAAGAUCCUCCUGACUCUCCGAGAAAUCAUUCGUGAAGAUGAGCCUUACUCCCGUGUUACUCAGCUUGAGUACCUUAAGCAACUUCACCCUCACGAAUGGGAUUGUUUCGUCAAGGAUACCAAGAUCCUCGCCGACGAAACUUCUCAAUUCAACGGCGAUGACGAAAAGGGAGAGAAAGAUACGGCCAAGAGCAAGAUUGAUGACCUGCCAUUCUACUGCAUCGGUUUCAAGUCUUCCGCUCCCGAGUACACGUUGCGGACGCGAAUAUGGGCAUCUCUUCGUUCGCAAACUCUUUACCGUACAAUUUCGGGUUUUAUGAACUACAGCCGCGCUAUUAAGUUGCUAUAUCGUGUCGAGAAUCCAGAAGUCGUUCAAAUGUUUGGUGGCAACUCUGAAAAGCUGGAGCGUGAGCUGGAACGAAUGGCUCGCCGCAAAUUCAAAAUCUGUGUUUCCAUGCAGCGUUACGCCAAAUUCAAGAAGGAGGAAAUGGAGAAUGCCGAGUUCUUGCUCAGAGCCUACCCUGACUUGCAAAUUGCCUAUCUUGAUGAGGAACCUCCCCUAGUCGAAGGUGAAGAACCGCGAAUCUAUUCUGCCCUGGUCGACGGUCACUCUGAAAUCAUGGAGAAUGGCAUGCGACGGCCUAAGUUCCGUAUUCAGCUCUCUGGCAAUCCUGUGCUAGGUGACGGCAAAUCCGACAACCAGAACCACUCGAUUAUCUUCUACCGCGGCGAAUAUAUACAGCUUAUCGAUGCUAAUCAAGAUAACUACCUGGAGGAAUGUCUCAAGAUUCGAUCGGUUCUGGCUGAGUUCGAGGAAAUGAAAUCUGACAAUGUCUCGCCUUAUACCCCUGGUGUUAAGACUGAAUCCGCAGCCCCCGUCGCCAUUCUCGGUGCCCGAGAGUACAUUUUCUCUGAGAAUAUUGGUAUUCUUGGUGAUAUUGCCGCUGGUAAGGAACAAACAUUCGGUACCCUCUUUGCCAGAACCUUAUCCCAGAUUGGUGGCAAGCUUCAUUACGGGCAUCCUGAUUUCCUCAACGGUAUCUUCAUGUGCACGCGUGGUGGUGUCUCUAAAGCUCAGAAGGGUCUGCAUCUAAACGAGGAUAUCUACGCCGGUAUGAAUGCUAUGCUCCGCGGUGGACGUAUCAAGCACUGCGAGUACUACCAAUGUGGCAAGGGUCGUGAUUUGGGUUUCGGUUCCAUUCUUAACUUCACUACGAAGAUCGGUACUGGUAUGGGUGAACAACUUCUCUCUCGAGAAUACUACUAUCUUGGUACACAGCUUCCUCUGGACCGCUUCCUGUCCUUUUACUACGCCCACGCUGGUUUCCACUUGAACAACAUUUUCAUCAUGUUAUCAGUCGAAUUUUUCAUGAUUGUCCUGAUCAACAUUGGCGCUCUCAGACACGAGACAAUACCGUGUGAAUACAAUGUGAAUGUCCCGAUUACGGAUCCAAUGUAUCCUACCGGAUGUCAAAACACGGAUGCCUUGAUGGACUGGAUCUACCGUUGCGUUAUCUCUAUCUUCGUUGUGUUCUUCUUGAACUUCAUACCUUUGAUAGUACAAGAGUUUACGGAACGUGGUAUCCUGCGUGCUGCGACUCGUCUAGGCAAGCAAUUCUGCUCUCUCUCCCCCUUCUUCGAAGUGUUUGUCUGCCAGAUUUACGCCAAUGCCGUCACACAGGACAUGUCUUUCGGCGGUGCUCGUUAUAUCGGAACUGGCCGUGGUUUCGCCACAGCGCGCAUCCCCUUCGGUGUUCUCUACUCUCGUUUUGCUGCUCCCUCAAUUUACUUCGGUGCCCGUUUGCUCAUGAUGUUGCUAUUUGCAACUUUGACUGUUUGGCAGGCUGCGCUGGUAUAUUUCUGGAUCUCCCUGGUGGCUCUUGUCAUCUCGCCCUUCCUCUACAACCCUCACCAAUUUUCAUGGAACGACUUCUUUAUCGAUUAUCGUGACUAUCUCCGCUGGCUGUCUCGUGGUAACUCCUUGAGUCACGCGUCCUCGUGGAUAUCUUUCUGCCGUCUCUCCCGUACAAGAGUUGUCGGUUAUAAGCGCAAGGUUCUAGGCAAACCAUCUGGCAAACUGUCAGCGGACGUACCUCGUGCUGCAAUCACUAAUGUGUUCUUCGGAGAGAUUUUUGCUCCUCUUGUUCUUGUAGGACUAACCGGAAUCCCGUAUCUUUUCAUCAACGCGCAGACUGGGGUCCACGCCCAUCAGGCCAAGGUUGACCCAACUGCAUCUCUACUUCGUCUUGCUCUCGUGGCUCUUGCUCCUAUCGGUAUCAACGCUGGUGUACUUGGUGUCAUGUUCGCUAUGGCCUGCUGUAUGGGACCGCUUUUGAGCAUGUGCUGCAAGAGGUUUGGUAGCGUGCUAGCUGCCAUAGCUCAUGCGUUAGCCGCCAUUUUCCUCCUCGUGUUCUUCGAAGUCAUGUUCUUCCUCGAAGGCUUCGAUUUCACGAAAACGCUCCUGGGAAUGAUUGCCGUCGCCGCGAUUCAGCGAUUUGUCCUGAAACUUAUUAUUUCACUGGCACUCACACGUGAAUUCAAGACGGACCAGUCCAAUAUUGCGUUCUGGACGGGCAAAUGGUACUCUAUGGGCUGGCACUCGGUUUCCCAGCCGGCACGUGAAUUCCUUUGCAAGAUUACGGAGUUAAGCAUGUUUGCCGCCGACUUCGUCUUGGGCCAUUUCAUUCUAUUCAUGAUGUUCCCUGUCAUCUUGAUUCCGAAGGUCGAUAUGUUGCACUCAAUGAUGCUCUUCUGGCUGCGGCCGAGUCGUCAAAUCCGCCCGCCCAUCUACUCAAUGAAGCAGUCCAAGCUCAGGAGGAGACGUGUUAUUCGCUACGCUAUGCUGUACUUUACUCUGCUUAUUGUCUUCCUAGCCUUGAUGAUUGGACCAGCUGUAGGAGGCAAGCAGAUUGGAAAUACGUUGAACAGCAGUCUAAAGAAUCUUCCAAUCCCAAUUCUGCAGCCAGCCGGCCAGGAUCACGACGACACCCGGAACCGUACCGAGACGGGUACAGGUAGCCCAGGAUACUCAGGGCCUGGUCUAGCAUCGAUGACAAAGACAGCGACGGCGGCCAGUUCAAAGCAAACAGACAACUCGGACUAA